Messenger RNA from Penaeus indicus, 711 nucleotides. RefSeq lists its product as uncharacterized. Bases 1 to 711 code for a protein of 236 amino acids. Gene Ontology annotation, molecular function: peptidase inhibitor activity. The record is from RefSeq and is a predicted model, not a curated record. Lineage: Eukaryota; Metazoa; Arthropoda; Malacostraca; Decapoda; Penaeidae. Gene Ontology annotation, cellular component: extracellular region. The transcript is spliced from 3 exons.
AUGCAGAUCUUGACGUGGGUCUUCGCGCUGAUGGCAGUGACUGCCGUCGCCGGCCAAGGAGACCACGAGGAAGACCAUUUGCCAGAAGCACCCGAAGAGGCUUCUGACACUGGCACUCCUGAAGAGGGUCCAGAAACCCGCAGUGGCAAUUCAGGCACUCCUGCUGGCGGUGCCGCUGCUGAUACUGCCUCUGACGGUGCCGAGGAGGACGUGCCUUCAACCAGAUUUGGUGCUGGGUUCCAUCAAGGGGGCCUUCAACCCGGCUUUGGGGUUCAGCCGGGUUUCGUUGGUCAGCCUGGCUUUGUAGGUCAGUCUGGGUUUGCAGGUCAGCCUGUAGUAGGGGGUCAGCCUGCCAUUGGAGGGCAAGUUGCACUGGGAACUCAGCCAGGAUUUGGUGGCCAGAAUUUCGGUGGCCAGGCAGGAUUCCCCAGCCGACAGCCUUUGCCUCUCCCGAGUAACAGCUGCCGACAGUGGUGCCGGGGCAAACAUCCCAGGCAAUUCUACUGCUGCGAAGACAACUCCAAGCCCAUCACCAUCCCCUUUGAGAAACCAGGGUCCUGCCCACCAACCCGCCCCGCCUGCCCGAGGUUCUACACACCUCCCCCAGUGGGACCCCAGACGUGCGGCGACGACAGCAAGUGCCCCGGGUACGACAAGUGCUGCUUCGACGUCUGCCUUGAGGAACACGUCUGCAAGCCAGCUGUCGUUUAA